Messenger RNA from Oreochromis aureus, 1764 nucleotides. Its product is annotated as NXPE family member 3-like. Bases 108 to 1160 code for a protein of 350 amino acids. The record is from RefSeq and is a predicted model, not a curated record. NCBI's taxonomy places the organism in Eukaryota, Metazoa, Chordata, Actinopteri, Cichliformes, Cichlidae. The transcript is spliced from 5 exons.
UGUUCUUUUUACUCUGGGAAGGAAGUGCACAGGUUGAGGUGACACUGGUUCACCCCAGUGAGGCAGUCACAGAACUUCGCAGACUGAACACAGAACAGCCCGACAGGAUGUGCUUCGUGAGCCAGUUCCGCUCAGGCUCAGUUACUGAAACUACCAAAUGUCACGUAUGUUUGCGUCCAACCCAGCAGCCUGUGUGCAACUACACUGACCUCCAAACAGGUGAGCCGUGGUUCUGCUACAAGCCAAAGAAUCUGAGUUGUGAUGCCAGGAUCCUCCACUUAAGGGCUGGAUAUCAGCAAAUCACAGCAAUGGACCAGCUCUUUCAGAGAGGUGUCAAUAUGAAAGUCUCCAUUCCAGCUUCAGGACCUGCCGGUGUCACUGUUUUGCCCAAGAAGAAAGAUAAUUCAGAGGAGAGCAGCAAUAGUGUUGGACCUGGACCCUCUGGCUAUUACUACCAGGGUGUGUGGAGAGCACUAGAUGACACCACAGUUCAUCAAUUCAACACUCCAUCAGCCAUCACUCAGUGUCUGAAGGGAAAGGUGGUUCACUUGUAUGGAGACUCCACCAUCAGGCAGUGGUUUGAAUACUUUAUUGCAACAGUACGAGAUCUCAAGGAGUUUAACUUGCAUAGUGAGAAGAAAGUUGGACCUUUUAUGGCUCUGAACUAUGAAAACAACAUCAUGGUGACUUACCGUGUGCACGGGCCUCCUCUCCAUUUUACCAAAGUGCCAACCAGCGAGUUGCGUUAUAUUGCCAACGAGUUAGACAAUGUGAUUGGAGGUAGAAACACCGUUGUAGUUAUUGGCAUCUGGGCACACUUCUGCACUUUCCCCACUGAGAUCUACAUCCGACGGUUGCAGAGCAUUCGGAGGGCAGUGGUCUUGCUUCUGUCCAGGGCUCCAGAUACACUGGUUGUUAUUCGGACUGGAAACCCCAAAGCUUUGAAACUUCAUGAAGUACUAACUAACAGCGACUGGUACUCACUGCAGAGAGACAAAGUGCUCAGAGCCAUGUUUAAAGGACUGAAUGUCAAUCUGGUGGAUGCCUGGGAGAUGGUCUUAGCCCAUCACCUGCCACAUCAGCUCCACCCACAAUUCCCCAUUAUUAAGAACAUGAUUAACGUUCUCUUGUCCUACAUAUGCCCUCAAAAGGAUGGCUAGAUUAUUAACAGGCCAGCCACAGAUGAGACUGACUACAUUCUUUUUUUUAGUACUAAUUCUUGGUGGCAAAAACAGCAAUCAUGUUUUUUCAUCAUUAACAUGAUGGAGUGCAGCUAUAGAAAGGGUGGGGUGGGUAUAUACUCUGCAUCAUUGGGUUAUCAAGCAGUAUUCCAUGAUGUACCGAAACUCCAUGUCCAUGCCAACUCUCACACGUACAAACAUACAUUUAUUUUUAAAUUCACUAAACAAAAAUAAUUAUUAAUUGUUAACCCUUUAAAGCCGGUCGGAGCGGGCACGCUCCGUUUUGCGUAACUAUUUUUAAAUCUCGGUAGCACUGUAACCAUGUAAGCUAGCGCAAUAAUUUUUUUUGCAUAUGAAACCGGAGGAGUUGUACUUACAUCUUAUGCCAUCAACUUGUCAUGGUUUCCUUCCACACAUGGCUUUGCAAAAAUUGCAUAAAAAGCACUUGCAGCAACAAAAACAUAUUCCAGAAACACGCUUUACCGAUCCAAUCAGCUGUUCGUAACACUUCCUACGUCCAUCAGUGCGAACUAUCGCAUGUCUGCCAUGAUCUGCCCGAAACCGGAAGUGACAUCAUUUUGUG